This is a messenger RNA of Capsicum annuum, 651 nucleotides long. RefSeq lists its product as uncharacterized. Lineage: Eukaryota; Viridiplantae; Streptophyta; Magnoliopsida; Solanales; Solanaceae. Gene Ontology annotation, molecular function: RNA-DNA hybrid ribonuclease activity; nucleic acid binding. The transcript has a single exon. Bases 1 to 651 code for a protein of 216 amino acids. The record is from RefSeq and is a predicted model, not a curated record.
AUGCUAGCCAAUGCUGGCACAAUUGACAAGACUGAUACUACCACUGUACCAAUUAGCUGGAAACCUCCUGCAAGAGACCUCUUAAAGCUUAACAUAUAUGGCUCAGCUCUCCAGAACCCUGGGAAGGGGGGAAUUAGUAGAGCCUUUAAGAACCAUACUGGGGAAUGGGUCCUGGGAUACUACAUGCAUCUCCCCCUGACCACCUCUGUCAUGACUGAACUGACUGCGCUAAGAUAUGGUCUGACCAUCGCUAAGGCUUACAAUUUCCACCACAUCACUAUCGAAACAGAUUCUAGUGUUCUACUUCACAUGCUUCUGAAUGAUCACCCAUCCUACCAUAACCUCUUGUCUGAAUGCAGGAUGCUAAUGGAGGAAAUGUGCAUACCAGUCCCCGCCAAAAUAUACAGGGAACAGAAUGCAGUGGCGGACGCACUUGCGAAGGAGAAAGCUAGGACUCAAGAAUUGGAGCCCAAGUUAAUUUUGCAUAUGCCACAUUUUGUAAUUUCUCAUGUACAAGCAGACCGUGAAGGCGUUUGUUUUGACCGAACAAUUAAAAACUUAUCUAUUAUCCUACAGGGCUGGAAUGUGGCCCAGAACAAUAUUGUUUUGGCUCCUACGCAUAAGAGGAGCAUUCUCGAUCUACACCGUUAA